Messenger RNA from Nilaparvata lugens (brown planthopper), 1460 nucleotides. RefSeq lists its product as uncharacterized. Lineage: Eukaryota; Metazoa; Arthropoda; Insecta; Hemiptera; Delphacidae. The transcript has 4 exons. The record is from RefSeq and is a predicted model, not a curated record. The coding region runs from base 166 to 1302 and encodes 378 amino acids.
AUUCAUCUCUUCAUCUCUUAACAUAUGAGGUUUUAAAUUUAAAGAAUACUGCACUUCAAAUACCGUAGGCCUAUCAGAUGUUACUACAAACAUGGCUAUUGAGAUCAUAAUACAUAGAAUUUUUUAAUUAAGACUUAUAAUGGUAAAUUGAAUAAAUGUUAAACAAUGGUGACUUCAAUAAUUUUAGAAAAUAGUUUCAAGAAAUUGAUUGUGUUAAUAGUGCUAUUAAAGCUAUGGUCGUUAUCGCCUACAGUCGCUACACAAAUGGUAAUGGACUCGAAAUCGGUGCUGCUCGUUCAGGAGAAACAGAAAAAACUGCAGUCUGUGAUGUCGGAGCUGUCCAGCAUAGCUGAGGAGACAAAGGCGGCCGAGGAAGGAGCCAUAGCAAAGCGAAACCUAGCGGAGAAAUCGCAAACUGAAUACGAAAAGUUGACUGCUGAGGAGUUGAUGCAGAUCGCCUACUCAAGGGACUCGGCCUUAAGGGCGGACGCCGCCCUCAAUAAGGUGCUCGCCGACGAGGAGGCCAUCAACGAUAUCGACAAAAAGGUAUUCGAGCUUAAGUUGAAAAACACACAGCUGAAAAAGAAACUUCUGCGCACCGAAAAUGAACUGGCCAACGCUCAAAUUCAGUACAUAACAACCCGCAAUCAAACUCUGUACCCCUACAACGCAGAGAAGGACGUGAAACUGAAAGCCAACGCUAACAUCAACAACAUGCACAAUGGUUUGGACUUUUUAAACCACUUGAACUUGGAUGCCAAACGCGUAUUUGACUUAGGCGACCAAGUGUCAUUCGUCAAUGCCUCCAACAUUAUCAGUGGACCUAAAGCGCUCAGGAGGGGUUUCGUCAGUGAAGGCAUGUUCGAUUCUUUGAAAGAAGACAAGCAACCGGAUAGAAGCAAACUAAAUUUAACAGAAAUGUUGAAUAAUACUUUACAGCAACUGGAAACCACAGAUGUGUUAUCAGAAAACCGCAACAGUUCAAAAUCAACGUUAGAUAACUUCUUCCCCUACAACCUGAAUCUGUUUCCAUCCUACAUGAACACUAGCGCCGCCAGUCGUGAAAGCGGCGAACUAAAUUCGCCGUCAAAUUUAAAAGACGAUCUGGCCGUGAGGCCUUGGGAUACAGCCAGAUUUAACGGCGAUAGCUUGUUGGAUAUGUCGAUACCCAGCAAUAACGAAGCUUCAUUUGCCGAUACGUUUUUGAAUAGUUACGAUAACAACACUAUGGAUAAGGGGAAGAGUUUAAGUGGUGGAGGGGAUGUGGUAGCUGCGUAUUUGAAUAAUAGUAAAAUAUUUUGAAAAUGUGUGGAAAAUCUAAAUGAAAAUCGUACUUUACGAUGGACAAAGAGAUGAGUUUCACUGGAUGAGGGAAUAUGGUGACAGUUUACUCAAAUAGCAGUGACAUUUUGGAGGAGAAUAUGUAUCCUAAAUAUACGUGUAUUAAAUUGAUGCUUACA